UACAUACAUUUUGCAAUUUUUCACAAGUAGCUACUGUUCAAAAAAUGUAAAAAUGGGGGAUUUGAGAUGCGUUUUGGUGUAUGGUUGGGGCUGUUUUUAACUGGAAAAAUGGGUUUUCCAGUAUGAUUGGAGUUGCCCUCUACGGUCGAGUUACGGUUAACGAAUGGCUUAUUUCUGUAAUUCGAGCAGGUAUUUGAUGUAAUUAAACAACGAUAUCGUGUCGAUUGAGCUAAAUAAAUGGCACCGUUGUGCACGGCACUCUAGUCGGUGUCAGAUAUCAGUAUGAAUACUCUCUUAAAGAUUACCCCUAAAAUGCUAUCAAAAUCAAGACAACUACCCAUGUUUCGAGCCCACAAUCCGAAUGUUCCUUCUCUCUACCACAUCCUCCAAUUCAAUGCCUCAAUGUCAAACCUAAAAGUGGUAUGGCGAAAGGAUCCGAAGCUCGAUCAAGCAAUCGAGAACGACAAGAAAUGGAGACUCUGCUACCGGGUCGUCCGCGAAGUCCUAAAUGAACCGGGUCAGGUAAUCCCGCUCCGGUACUUAGCUAAACGCCGCGAGCGGCUUCGUUUGCCCAUUAAACUUGAAGAAUUUCUUUCCCAAAAUCCGGGUUUGUUUGAUAUAUUUAAGGACAGGAUUAGGCCCAAAUCUGACCUAGUUCCGUUUGUCCGUCCCAGCGAUAGAUUGAAUCAGUUUCUGGAGGAUGAGAAAUCGAUUCACAGCAAUAAUGAGCCGUUUAUAGUAGCGAAAUUGUGUAAAUUGCUCAUGAUGGCGAAGAAUAGAGUAGUUAGUGUUGAGAAAUUGGUUGAGGUGAAAAGGGAAUUUGGUUUCCCCAAUGAUUUUCUAGUGAGAAUAGUGUCUGCACAUCCAGAGUAUUUUAGGUUGCAUGGAUUACCCGGACAGGGGCAGUCGUACCUUGAAUUGGUUUCUAGUAAUGAGGAGUUUUGUAAGUCUGUUAUUGAGAGGCGAGCAGAGGAGGAGUCGAGGUUGAUGGGGAUCAAUGUGAGGCCUGCAUUCGAGUGGAAGCUUCCACCGGGGUUCUUUUUCAAGAAGGAGAUGAGGGAGUGGGUUAGGGACUGGAUGGAGCUGCCUUACAUUUCUCCAUAUGAGGACGUGUCACAUUUGGAUCCUGCUUCACCUGAAAUGGAGAAGAGGAUGGUGGGGGUUUUCCAUGAGCUGCUCUCUUUGUCAAUUUAUAAGAGAGUGCCAGUGCCGAUCCUAGGCAAGUUUUGUGAGGAUUUUAGGUAUUCUAAUGGCUUCACGAGUGUAUUUACGAGACAUUCGGGGAUUUUCUAUAUGUCUUUGAAAGGUGGGAUUCAGACAGCAAUGUUGAGGGAAGCGUAUAAGGGUGAGGAGCUGGUCGAUCUCGAUCCUCUGUGUGAGAUAAAGAACAAGUUUGUUGAAAUGCUGGAAGUGGGGUGGCGGGAGAGGGCUGAGAAAUUGAGAAUGCGCAGAGGAAGUGUUGGGAAGGAUAUGGAAAUCUUGGCCGCUAGGAAUAAAGAACUCAAAUGUGAUGAGCGGAACACAGAAUUAUGGAGUCUGGAGAAAUUAGCUGAGUAGGAAAAUCUACCGCUGGAGGGACGUGUUCGCUUGCGUCCAGAACAGACACUUGUUCUUUAUUUGUGGCCUGUUGAUUGCGACCGAAGUUUUAAAACCUCAUAUCGACCACGGUUGCCCGGUCAGAAGGUUACACACCCAGAAGACGACCAUGAUAAAGAAGAGGCAGUCGUCGGCGUCAGAGCUCCCCAAGAUAAGGUUAUCUGCGUAAUUGUACUAUAAAAACUACUACCAGCUUGUACAUUAGAUUUGGAAAUGUUCCAUGUAAGUGUUAUAAUUGCUCACUCACCCAAAGCUAGAUAGGUUUGUUCUAUAGAAAUGUUAUAUUUCUUCACAUAGACGAGUUUGAUCAUUCAGGACCAGUCUGUUGUUAUAUUUGAUUACGAUGCUUAAAAUAUUAUUUGUUUUGAAAUAUUAUAGUAACACAUUUGGAUUUA
Salvia splendens (bonfire salvia) is the source of this 1991-nucleotide messenger RNA. RefSeq names its product protein WHAT'S THIS FACTOR 1 homolog, chloroplastic-like. The record is from RefSeq and is a predicted model, not a curated record. The coding region runs from base 283 to 1557 and encodes 424 amino acids. Lineage: Eukaryota; Viridiplantae; Streptophyta; Magnoliopsida; Lamiales; Lamiaceae. The transcript has 3 exons. Gene Ontology annotation, molecular function: RNA binding.